UGAGACACGAGGCGAGCCAAACCUUUUCCACCGGCUGCUUCUCCUCUUUGUCCAUCAUUCACAUCCACAGCUACACCAUGGCGAAUGUCGUCGAUACAAAACUGUACGACAUCCUCGGAGUGUCUCCAUCAGCAACUGAAAACGAACUGAAGAAGGCAUACCGGAAACUGGCAAAAGAAUACCACCCUGACAAGAACCCAAAUUCUGGUGACAAGUUCAAAGAAAUCAGCUUUGCCUAUGACGUGCUGACCAACCCCGAAAAGAAGGAACUUUAUGACCGCUAUGGAGAACAAGGUUUGCGGGAAGGAGGCGGGGGCGGCCCAGGGAUGGAUGACAUCUUCUCCCACAUAUUUGGCGGUGGACUCUUCGGCUUCAUGGGUGGCCAGGGGAGCCGCUCCCGUAACGGAGGGCGCAGGAGAGGAGAGGACAUGGUCCAUCCGCUCAAAGUGACACUGGAAGACCUUUACAAUGGAAAGACAACCAAACUACAGCUUAGCAAGAAUGUUCUGUGUAGCACUUGUAACGGGCAGGGAGGCAAGACGGGCGCCGUACAAAAAUGUACAACAUGUAGGGGGCGUGGCAUGCGCAUCAUGAUCAGACAGCUGGCCCCGGGGAUGGUCCAACAGAUGCAGUCUGUGUGUACCGAUUGUAACGGAGAAGGUGAAGUUAUCAGUGAGAAAGACCGCUGUAAAAAAUGCGAGGGCAAAAAAGUGGUGAAGGAGGUGAAGAUCCUGGAGGUGCACGUGGACAAAGGCAUGAAGCACGGCCAGAAAAUUACCUUCGGAGGAGAGGCCGACCAAGCACCUGGCGUCGAGCCGGGGGAUAUAGUCCUUGUCCUGCAGGAGAAAGAGCACGAGACAUACAGGCGAGAUGGCAACGACCUGUUCAUAAACCACAAGAUCGGCCUGGUGGAGGCGCUGUGCGGCUUCCAGUUUAUGCUCAAACAUUUAGACGCCAGACAGAUUGUAGUGAAGUACCCUGCUGGCAAAGUCAUUGAACCAGCCUCAGUGAGGGUGGUGCGAGGAGAGGGAAUGCCACAGUACCGUAACCCUUUUGAGAAGGGAGACCUGUACGUCAAGUUUGAUGUCCAGUUCCCCAGCAACAACUGGAUCAGCCCUGAGAAACUUGUGGAACUGGAAGACAUGCUGCCCUCACGGUCGGAGCCGCCCAUCAUCACCGGAGACACCGAGGAGGUGGACCUGCAGGAUUACGACGUCAGCCAGAGCUCAUCAUCGGGCGGCCGCCGAGAGGCCUACAACGACAGCUCCGACGAAGAGGGCGGCCACCACGGGCCCGGGGUCCAGUGUGCCCACCAGUAGUCCAAUUACUCUAUCACACACACACACACAAACCGCACGCACACACAUACACAAGCGACCUACGUUGUACAUGGGGAGAAAAUGUAUGCGUUGCAGAGCAAACAAGGAGGUAGGUCAGACUGAAGAGGCUCGGUAGUUCCCCAGACACAGAUCAAAUGGACAUAACAUUGAAUCAUGGCACCUGGAGAAGCUGGUUUAAUGUUAUUGACUCAUGUGCUAGGGUUAGUUUGAUCUCUGUCUGAGGAACUGGAGCCGGGGCAAACCAUGAGACUUAUUACACUGCACCUGAAACAGAUUUAGACACAUCAGGUAGAAGGCAUUUAAUGUAUUUAAAAAAACGUAUCAAAAAUAAGUGGUUGCCCCACCGAACGCCAUGUAGGACUGUGAUCUGGUGUUCAAAGUGAACCCCAUCCCUCACUUCAACUCCUCCGUCACCCCCACCCCCCUGUAAAUGUCCCGAUAUCCACCUCCUCUAAUGGAAACUCCAGAUCAUUUGAAGAAAGGAAUAUUUCUUGUUUGCUAAGUGUGUGACUUGCAUUUUGUUUUCAUAGUAUUUACAAUAAUUAAUUUAAAAUAACUAACCAAUGUGCAUACACGGAAAAGAAAAAAGACAAAAAAAAAAAAAAAAAAAAAAGCAGCUGAGCAAUGUGUCAUUGUGCAGAUCUUUGGAAUCGUAUUCACGGAUUCAUCCACUCAGC
Messenger RNA from Scomber japonicus (chub mackerel), 2017 nucleotides. RefSeq names its product DnaJ heat shock protein family (Hsp40) member A2a (gene dnaja2a). Lineage: Eukaryota; Metazoa; Chordata; Actinopteri; Scombriformes; Scombridae. Gene Ontology annotation, cellular component: cytosol; cytoplasm. The coding region runs from base 78 to 1319 and encodes 413 amino acids. The record is from RefSeq and is a predicted model, not a curated record. The transcript has 9 exons. Gene Ontology annotation, molecular function: ATP binding; Hsp70 protein binding. Gene Ontology annotation, biological process: response to heat; protein refolding.